AAGGAAUGAAUAGCUGGAGGGACUGACGGGUGAGCGAGCAGCGCGAGCAGAGCUGCAUGAGCGACGCGCGCGCUCCAACGCCAACACGCACACCUUUAACACUGCCCGUGAACUGAAGAGGAGGAGGAGGGCGCGAGCUCCGGACAAGCAGCUGUGGCGCGCGCGCGGAGGUUCUCAGGAACAACAACAACAAAAAAAAACAACAACAGCAACAACAACAACAACAAAAAAUAACAUUUAAAAUCUGUGGAAUUCUACUGAGACCGUUGACCAACCGUCGUUUUUUUUUUUUUUAAAGGGCUCUUGCCCCACACUAGCUGAGAGGAUGCAGGCGAGGGGGAUCAGGGAAUUAAGUCCAAUUCUUCUCUUGGCAUUAACAUCACUGUUGACCAAACCAACACAUGGACAAGUGCCUGCUCCUAGAAGAUUGCGUUUUAAGGAGCUAGGCUCAGGCAUGCUCAGUGUGUCCUGGAAGGAACCGAAAGGAGAGUUUGACAGCUACAGAUUCAUCUACAGCUCUGGCUCGGCUGCAGGAGAACCAGAGAGAGACGUGCAGGUGUCGAAGGAAGAAGCCAAAGCUGUGAUCACAGACUUUGAUAAGAGUAAAGAGUACAGCUUUAAAGUCUUCACCAUCAGUGGCAGUCGGUUGAGUAAACCACUCCGGGGGACAUAUAAAGCUUCAAGGUCAGAGGUGAGUGAGAGCAAGCCACUGACUCACAGUGCAAGCCAGACCAGCGAGCCUCAGCAGGGAAACGAGAUCUUCGAAGAGAAUUCAUUCACGUGUAAAACUCCAGCGAUAGCGGAUAUCGUGAUUCUAGUAGAUGGCUCUUGGAGUAUAGGGCGCUUUAAUUUCCGUCUGGUGCGCACGUUCCUCGAGAGUCUGGUGUCAGCGUUCUCCAUCAGCUCGGACCAGACACGUAUCGGAUUGGCUCAGUACAGUGGUGAUCCAAGGAUUGAGUGGCACCUCAACACACACUCCACAAAAGAAGAGGUCAUCAACGCUGUGAAGAAUUUGCCAUAUAAGGGAGGAAACACACUAACAGGUCUAGCCCUAAUGUACAUUCUUGAGAACAGCUUUAAGCCUGAGUCUGGAUCCAGGACAAAUGUUCCAAAAAUCGGAAUCCUGAUCACGGAUGGGAAAUCUCAGGACGAUGUCAUCAGCCCCGCCCAAAAUCUCAGGAAUGCAGGAAUAGAGCUGUUUGCCGUUGGUGUUAAAAACGCUGAUGAAAAUGAGCUGAGGAUGAUCGCGUCUCCCCCAGAAGAGACCCACGUGUAUAACGUGGCUGACUUUAACGUGAUGAGCUCGAUAGUGGAGGGUUUGACCAGGAUCGUGUGUCAGCGUGUGGAGCAUCUCAACAAUGAGAACCAAGGUGAAACCGUCUCUCCGAUUCCUGACGCACCCAGUGACCUCGUGACCUCUGAGGUCACAGCGAGGAGUUUCCGUGUCACCUGGGCCCAUGCUCCGGGAACAGUGGAGAAAUAUAGAGUGGUGUACUACGCCUCCAGAGGAGGCAAGCCGGAGGAGGUGGUGGUGAACGGUGAUCAGAACUCGGUGGUCCUCCAGCAUCUGAACUCUGUGACGGAGUACCAAGUGGCCGUGUUCGCUGUCUACAGUAACUCUGCCAGUGAAGGUCUGAGAGGCAGUGAAACCACAUUGGCCUUGCCCAUGGUGAAUAACCUGGAUCUGUAUGACAUCACACACAAUAGCAUGCGGGUGCAGUGGGUUGCUGCAGAAGGGGCUUCUGGAUACAUGAUCCUGUACGCCCCACUGAGUGAGACAGGCUCAUCAGAUGAGAAGGAGGUUAAAGUAGCAGACAGUGUAACUGAGAUCGAGCUGGAUGGUAUGACUCCUGCAACCGAGUACACAGUCACGGUCUACGCCAUGUACGGUGAUGAAGCCAGCGACCCUCAGACUGGCCAGGAGACCACACUUCCCCUCAGUCCUGCACGAGAUCUGCGUAUCACUGAUGUGACUCACAAUUCUGCUAAGCUCAGCUGGGAGGCCGCGUCUCGUAAAGUCAAAGGCUACCGCAUCAUGUAUGUGAAGACUGACGGAGUUCAGACCAACGAGGUUGAAGUGGGUCGAGUUACCACGAAGUUGCUUAGUGACCUGACGUCUUUGACAGAGUACACCGUGGCCAUCUACGCCAUCUACGAUGAGGGACAAGCCGAUUCCCUCACAGACAGCUUCACAACUAAGUCAGUUCCUGUCCCGGUGAGAGUGAGUAGCAGUGAGGUGACCACAGACAGUUUCAGAGUGAGCUGGAAGCAUGCAGCAUCUGACAUUUCCCUCUACAGGCUCUCCUGGACGCCAGCCAACGGAGGAGAGACCAGAGAGAUGGUGAUUGGUGGUAAUCUGAAUUCCUAUGUGAUUACGGGUCUGAGGCCGCUAACUGAGUAUGAGGUCAUGCUCACAGCCAUCUACAAAGACAAAACUGAGAGUGAGAAAGUUGUGCUCAUUGAAACUACAGUUGCUAGAUCAACAACAGUGGCAACUACGACCACUACUACAGCAGCGGUUAGGCUGGGCGUGCGAGGUCUGCAGCUGAGUGAUUUUACGACGUUCAGCAUGGGCGCAUCUUGGGAACUGCAAGGAUCAAACGUGUAUCAAUAUAGAGUGUCCUACAUUUCAACACGUGGAGACAGAGCUGAACAAGUGAUGAUGGUUCCCGGCAGUCAGAACGCGGUGGUGCUGCAGCCGUUGCUGUCGGAUACCGAAUACAGAGUGAGCGUGUCAGCCAUCUAUGCAGACGGAGAAGGGCCUGCCGUUACACGCUCUGCUCGCACGUUGCCUCUCAUCGCCCCUAAGAACCUGAAAGUGUCGGAGGAAUGGUACAAUCGCUUCCGCAUCACCUGGGACACACCCCCUUCUCCCACCAUGGGAUACAGGGUCAUCUACCAGCCUGUCUCAGCACCCGGCCGUGCUCUGGAGACGUUCGUCGGCGACGAUGUAAACACCAUGCUGAUCUUAAACUUGAUGAGUGGGACGGAGUACAGCGUUAAGGUCAUUGCCACGUACACCACAGGCUCCAGCGAGCCUCUCGCUGGCAGAGCCAAAACACUGUUCCUGGGUGUGACUAAUCUGAACACCUAUCAGGUACGACUGAACAGCAUGUGUGCUCAGUGGCAGCCUCAUUCUCAUGCCACCCAGUACCGCGUGUCCGUCGAGUCCCUGCUCAAUGGCCAGAAGCAGGAAGUGAGGUUGGACGGCUCCGAAGCCAGGCAUUGCUUUAACGACCUGAAUCCGAACACACAGUACAAAAUCAGUGUUUACGCUCUGCUACAGGAGGCAGAGGGCCCUGCUGUCACCACCGUCCAGAAAACACUCCCGGUGCCCACAAGUCCUCCCACCAGGCCUCCCAUCACCACACCGCUCCCCACUAUCCCUGUCGCGAAGGAAGUUUGCAAAGCUGCGAAGGCAGAUCUGGCGUUUUUGGUUGACGGCUCAUGGAGCAUCGGCGAUGACAACUUCCUGAAGAUCAUCCGCUUCCUGUACAGCACAGCCGGAGCGCUGGAUGAGAUCGGACCUGGAGGCACACAGGUGGCCAUAGCCCAGUUCAGUGACGAUGCUCGUACCGAGUUUAAGCUCAACUCAUAUGUGAACAAGGAGAGUCUUCUGGAGGCCAUUCAGAGGAUUUCAUAUAAAGGAGGCAACACUAAGACAGGAAGAGCUAUGCAGCAUGUGAAGGAUGCAGUCUUCACCAGAGCUGGAGGAACCAGGAGGGGCGUGCCCAAAGUGCUAGUAGUGUUGACAGACGGUCGUUCCCAAGACGACGUCAAUAAAAUAUCCCAGGAGAUACAGAUGGAAGGAUACAUCGUGUUUGCGAUCGGUUUUGCCGACGCCGACUACGGAGAGCUGGUAAGCAUCGCCAGCAAACCCAGCGAGAGGCACGUGUUCUUCGUGGACGACCUUGACGCCUUCCAAAAAAUCGAAGAGAAACUCAUCACGUUUGUCUGCGAGGCCGCAUCAGCGACGUGUCCUUCUGUAGCGAUGAGCGGCAGCACACUACCAGGCUUUAAAAUGAUGGAGAUGUUUGGGUUGGUGGAGCAUCUGUACAGCAAUGUGGCAGGCGUUUCCAUGGAGCCAGGAACCUUUAACAGCUUUAGUAGUUACAGACUUGCCAGCGAUGUCCUGCUGGCACAACCCACCAGGUUCAUCCACCCUGAGGGUCUGCCGUCUGAUUACACCAUCGCCGUGGUGUUCCGCCUGCUGCCUCAAACCCCCGAGGAACCCUUUGCAUUAUGGGAAAUUCUCAACAGCAGAAAUGAACCCUUAGUGGGCAUCAUCCUAGACAACGCAGGAAAGACGCUGACAUUCUUCAAUAACGACUACAAGGGUGAUUUUCAGACCGUGACAUUCGAGGGCCCCGAGAUUAAGAAACUCUUCUAUGGCAGUUUCCACAAGUUGCAUAUAGCGGUGAGUAUGACACUGGCGCAGGUGAUAGUGGACUGUAAGCUGGCUGGAGAGAAGUCCAUUAAUGCUGCUGGCAACAUCACCAUUGAUGGCAUGGAGGUUCUGGGCAGAAUGGUCCGAUCCCGAGGAGACAGAGACAACUCUGCACCGUUUCAGCUCCAGUCGUUUGAUAUUGUCUGUAGUACAUCAUGGGCUCGUAGAGACAAGUGCUGCGAUCUUCCCAGUCUGAGGAAGGAGGCGGAUUGUCCAGCACUGCCUCGAGCCUGUACAUGCACUCAGGACAGUAAAGGCCCUCCUGGUCCACCCGGUCCACCGGGAGGUCCUGGUAUUAGAGGGGCAAGAGGAGAUCGAGGAGAACCCGGCCCUGUGGGGCCAGUGGGUCCCAGUGGAGAAUCAGGGAUACCAGGUCCUCAGGGCCCACCCGGCCCCCAGGGGCUCAGCGGGCGAUCCAUCAGAGGCCCUCCGGGUGGUCCAGGUGAGAGAGGCGAAAAAGGUGAAGCAGGACCUCGAGGUACUCAGGGCGUCCCAGGAAACCCAGGAUCCCCGGGGCGGGACGGCCCUCCCGGACCCAGAGGUUUGCCAGGUAAUGACGGACCACAGGGAAGAGCAGGGCCUCCAGGAAAUAUUGGAGGACCAGGAGCUCCCGGGGCACCGGGUCAGAAUGGCCCUCCAGGACCCACCGGAGAACAGGGACCCCCAGGCCUUGCAGGUUCACAAGGAGAGAAGGGAGAACGAGGGGAUGCGCAGUCCACUUCAUCAGUUCAAGCCAUUGCCAGACAAGUGUGUGAGCAGCUCAUACAGACUCACAUGGCUCGUUAUAACUCCAUCCUGAAUCAUAUCCCGAGGCAGCAGGCAGUCUCAGUCCGCACUGUUCCCGGGCCUCCAGGUGAGCCUGGUCGGCCCGGUCCUCAAGGACAGCAAGGAGAGCAGGGUCAGCCUGGACGUCCCGGAUUUCCAGGAACUAACGGAGAGAACGGCCAGCCUGGAGACAGAGGUCUUCCAGGUGAGAAAGGAGAGAAGGGAAGCCCAGGUGCUGGUGUCCAGGGUCCCAGAGGGCCUUCAGGACCUCCAGGACCACCUGGUGAGGGAAGAAGUGGCAGCCCUGGACCAGCUGGUCGUCCUGGUAACCCUGGUGGUCCCGGCAGACCGGGUAUUCCCGGAUCAGUAGGACCGGCCGGACCUCCGGGAUACUGCGAUCCGAACUCCUGCGGAUACAAUGUAGCAGCCCCAAUGCAGCCCAACCCCUACCAAACAUACGGUCCCGAUGAGGGGGGAGAGGAGGAGGAUCCAUACCGCAGCUACGGCACGCAUCACUCCUACUACCAGCCCAGCUACCCCGAGCCACGCCCUGUCGAGCCUGAGGAAACAGUCGUCGAGGACAUAGAGGAAGAGCUGCGAUCACCAGGCAUCCAGCGUCUCACGCGCAGCACUGAAGAGCACGAGCAGAACAGAGAGACGAGGACGAGCGCUCACUUCUGACACACUUCUGUCAACAACAGUCGAGUUUUAAAACCUGGCGACACGAAAUGACAUCACAUUUAACAGUUUUAUACAAACAACUAGGGCUGUCGAAACCAAUUACUCAAACACUAAUAAUUCAAACACUUUCAGAACAUCCAUCCACGUAAGUCUGUCGGAACGUUUUGGUCUUGGGUCAUUUAUGUCAUUUAUGGCAUACCUUAUUUAAUUUGAAAUAUAUAUAUAUAUAUAUUUUUUUUUUUUUCUCUCUCAACAUAUUUUCAAGUCAUUUGUUUUUCAAAUUAAACAUUAAAAUGAGCAAACUAUUUCCCCUACAUGGAGGUAGUUAAUAAUUUCCAGCAGACGUUUUGCGGUCACAGACCCCGCCCUUAACUAAAUGACACGGAGUGAGAAACUGUAAAACAUGACGAGACUCUAACUCUAGAUGGAGUUUCUGUUUCGCGCUAGACAGCCGGGCCUCUGACUAAAGACUCUCGGGUAGGAGGUGUCGAAUAGGAGAAGAUUAUCAUAGAAGAUAAGAUCGUUAUCAGAGAAAAAGCCUCGGGACCUUACAGGAAGUUAGGUACGAAGAAGGUUAAGCGUCAGGCGUGGUCUUUCCCCCAAACUCCUUUACCGUUACUAUUUUUCUGUGGCUGAAUCUCGAAUUGCGCUCCAUUAUGUUACACCCUGUGCAGUGAGUGUAUAUAGUGUAUUAUAUAAUGUUGCCUUCUUGGACAGAGCAAACGGCAUAUGUAUGGCAGGGUAUGAGGUCGCACACAAUCUUAUAUACAUCCAUAUUCUGUAAAUGCCAUUUCUGACCCGUAUGUCCUCACUGAAAUUAGCACAAUCACACACACACACACACACACACACACACACAUAUAUAUAUAUAUAUAUAUAUAUAUAUGUAUAUAAAUGACAUCCAUCCAUUUUCUGUAACCGCUUACCCUACAGAGAGUUGCGGGGAGCAUGGAGUCUAUCCCUGGGGACUUGGGGCACAAGUCAGGGGACACUGUGGACACACAGGGCCCAAUCGCACACACUCACACACCCAUUCUUACACUACGGACAAUCUGGAAAUGCCAAUCAGCCCACGGCGCAUGUCUUUGGACUGGAGGAGGAAACCGGAAUACCCGGACGAAACCCCCCCCCCGGAAACCCCCCCCCGCGAAUUAAUUAGACAUAGAUAGGUCAUAUAUGAUCAGAUUUGAUUCACUUGACACAUUUCAGACACAUUUCUGGCUACAUUGUUCUGACCAGUCCAGCAGCAGAUCUCCAAUAUAUUUUCAAAACCCACUGAAUGAACGUAACAUCGACGUAAAUAUUAUCGAGUACAGUUUUUAAAAAAAGAAAAACUUUUCAUAAGCUAAAAUGAAUUUUCGGAAAAGCUUCUUGACAGCCCUAGUGACGACUGUUACAUGUGAUGUGAUGCUGUGGUGAGGUUCUCCGUAAUAGAUUAUGCACUGUAUCACAAUGCUCAUUCACGCAGGUAGCAACUGUAGAGUUUUAACUACAGCCUUUAUUAUAGAUUUAUUUUUGAUCGUUUUUUACUGGGCACACACUUUUAUCCAGAGCUUUGAAGUGAGGCACAAUACAAUCAAAACUCAGAGCGGAGCAGCUGAAGGUUAAGUGGCUCUCUGGUAGUCCAGGGACCGACCAUAAGCACCGAGCCACCACCGCGUGGGUAAGAUUCCAAAUUCUACGAGUAUUAUACGAUUUGAAAGGGCGGAUUUGAAAGAUUUGGUGGACUGAGAGACAAGUGCACGCAGGGCAGCGAGGUCUGCUGUGUGAAACUCCUCAAGUGCCUGAUAUAAUACACAGCGGAGAUUCUCUUUUUCCUCGCCAUCUUGCUCUGUCUCCGGCUCGCUUUCAGCAGUCAGAAAGUGUGCUGCUGUUCGGUCAGAUACUGUACGCCGCCAGUCAAGAAUAUUCCAACAUGCUGUCAGUUCUAAUAAAAUGAGUAAAGAAUAAAACACUUGGCGGUCUGCGGUUGUAAUAAAAUAAUCAGUGACUGGGUGGUGUGAAGGUGCGAGGCCCGAUGUGGAGCAGAGUUACACUGACCAUCGAGGUUGUUUAUUUUCUAAUAACAGCAUCCGAAUGUGUUUUAUUCCAUUCAUACCACAGCCGUUUGCCAGUGAUUACAUUUUUUUUUAAAUCACAGAAUGACACAUCAAACUUCAUAUCCAUUUAUAGGUUUAAUAUUGUGGAAAAUGUGCAAAACGGGUUAAUUCCUGUUAGCACUUACGUUGUAGCCGCGGUAAACAUUCAUCUCCUCAUGAGGCUCUUUUUUUUUUUUUUUUUUUUUUUUUU
Molecule: messenger RNA, 8182 nt
Organism: Ictalurus punctatus (channel catfish)
Lineage: Eukaryota; Metazoa; Chordata; Actinopteri; Siluriformes; Ictaluridae
Product: collagen alpha-1(XIV) chain
Exons: 48
Coding region: 326-5893 (1855 amino acids)
Cellular component (GO): interstitial matrix
Molecular function (GO): protein binding
Source: RefSeq, a predicted model, not a curated record